GGAGGCGGCGCCGGGCAGGGGCCGGGGACGCUGCGGCCCCACGGCUGGGGCGGCGGGGCGGCGGGGGCGGAGGUAGCGGCCCUCCUGGCGCCGCCUCCCUCGGCGCGCUCGCCCAGCGGACCGGCAGGCGGAGGACCGCGGCCCCAGGCUGAAGUUAAAGGCCCUCCCUUCUCGGUGAAGUGACACUUUGUGGCAAGACAAGCUCGGAACCAAGGCGUUGUCACCACAGAUUGGAGCUCAGUGGUGUGACCAGGUCCUUCUAGGCAACAUGGUAGACGCAGAAAGCUUGAUUUGUCCCCUCUCCCCCCUCGAGGCUGAUGACCUGGACAGCCCAUUAUCUGCGGAAUUCCUACAAGAAAUGGGAAACAUCCAGGAGAUUUCCCAGUCCAUCGGCGAGGACAGUUCUGGAAGCUUUACGUUCACAGACUACCAGUAUUUGGGAAGUGGGCCCGGCUCAGAUGGCUCUGUUAUCACCGACACCCUCUCUCCAGCUUCCAGUCCCUCCCCGGUCACCUGCCCUGCGGUUCCCGGCAGCACGGAUGAAUCCCCUGGUGGAACUCUAAACAUCGAGUGUCGGAUCUGUGGGGACAAGGCCUCAGGCUACCAUUACGGAGUCCACGCGUGUGAGGGCUGCAAGGGCUUUUUCCGGAGAACCAUUCGGCUCAAGCUGGUGUAUGACAAGUGUGACCGCGGUUGCAAGAUCCAGAAAAAGAACCGGAACAAGUGCCAACACUGCCGCUUCCACAAGUGCCUUUCUGUCGGCAUGUCACACAACGCAAUUCGUUUUGGGCGAAUGCCAAGGUCUGAGAAGGCAAAGCUGAAAGCAGAAAUUCUUACCUGUGAACACGACAUAGCGGACUCUGAAAGUGCCGAUCUCAAGUCUCUCGCCAAGAGGAUUUACGAAGCCUACUUGAAGAACUUCAACAUGAACAAGGUCAAGGCCCGGGUCAUCCUCGCGGGGAAGACCAGCAAUAAUCCACCUUUUGUCAUACAUGAUAUGGAGACGCUGUGUAUGGCCGAGAAGACGCUUGUGGCCAAGAUGGUGGCCAAUGGCAUCCAAAACAAGGAGGCAGAGGUCCGCAUCUUCCACUGCUGCCAGUGCAUGUCUGUGGAGACAGUCACGGAGCUUACGGAAUUCGCCAAGGCUAUCCCAGGCUUUGCAGACCUGGACUUGAAUGAUCAAGUCACUCUGCUAAAAUAUGGCGUUUAUGAGGCCAUAUUUACAAUGCUGUCUUCUCUGAUGAACAAAGACGGGAUGCUGAUAGCAUAUGGUAAUGGUUUUAUAACUCGUGAAUUCCUAAAAAACCUAAGAAAACCGUUCUGUGAUAUCUUGGAACCUAAGUUUGAUUUCGCCAUGAAGUUCAAUGCGCUGGAAUUGGAUGACAGCGAUAUUUCUCUUUUUGUGGCUGAUAUUUGCUGUGGAGAUCGCCCAGGCCUUCUAAACAUAGGAUACAUUGAGAAAAUGCAGGAGGGUAUCGUGCACGUGCUCAAACUUCACUUGCAGAGCAACCAUCCGGAUGACACCUUUCUCUUCCCAAAACUCCUUCAGAAAAUGGUGGACCUCCGGCAGCUGGUCACGGAGCACGCACAGCUGGUGCAGGUCAUCAAAAAGACCGAGUCGGACGCGGCGCUCCACCCACUGCUGCAGGAGAUCUACAGAGAUAUGUACUGAUGUCUUCCAGACGCUCCACCACCUCCACUCUCUGAGACAAGGAGAAAUGGGAGCAGCGCGGAUUUGCACAAUGUCCACCCUCUUAGCCUCAGAGACGGAGCUCUUGUCCACAUCUUUCCUUUUUCAACUAGCACUUCUAAGAGCGUGCCUGUUACUUAAAGGCUGGUGAUGGGAGGCCAGUCGUCAGGACAUGGAAAAUUCAGUCCCUGGUCUGAUUUUAACUGGCUCUGUGUUAAUCAGUGCACCUUUCUUUGUAUCACAUUAGUAAUUUGCCACUUAAUUAAUGGGUGACCUCAAAGUACGUGCUCUGUUCCCUCCUUACCUUCCUUCUGGCUAUGGUGCUCUCAUAUAAUGUGGAAAACUAAUCAGCACUUUUUUUUUUAACAACCUUUAUAAUCCUAUAAACCUUGAUGUAUCCAAAGUUAGAUAUUUAAAACACAGCAAAAUAUUUAUUUGGAAGACUUCUGUUUCCCAAAUCUGUAGAAAGACAAUGUGCUACUUUUUAAUCACAGGAUUGAGAAUUUUCGAGAACAAUUUGCUAAGCUAUCAAGAUGCAGCCCCAUUGUUUCCUUCUCCAGUUCACUGUCUCCAUGGUUGUAAGGAAGUAUGUGGGAAUGCCCAUUUCCAGGUUUGUGAGAAGAUCUCAGCUAGCUGUAUCCCAAGACCCCUCUGGAUGAUUUAAGUUAGUGUCUGGUAAGCAGGGUCAGCAUAGAAAGAGCAGGUGUUCUCCUCCCCCACCCCUGUUCCUAGCAAACCUAGGAACAGAGCUGCUGGUGGGCAUGACAGUGCUCUUAGGGACAAACUGACAAGUGGUUUGUUAAUGUUCCUCCAGGCUCUAAUUGGCAGCUCCUUUGUCUUUUUCUGAAUUGCCUUUUAAAAUAGAUUUAAAAAAAAAAAAAAAACUCAAUGGUGAUAGAUACUACUUGGAGUGGAGGUGUGGCAAAUGUGACUUUGUCACCUGGGCUGGGAGGGGCCGACCACCCUGGAGAACAAGAGUGGGGGUGAAGUGUCCUUCAACUGGCAGUUGUACCCAGUCCCAGAUUUCACUGCAGUUGGUUAUUUUUGGUUUUUUACAAAGAUUUAGUCACUUCCCCAUUUCCCACUAUAUAUAAGGUAGUUUUUCAACAUCUAAAUACUAGUUUUAGCCUCAAAGAUCAACUUGUGAACCCCAGUUCAAUAGGAAAAGCAACGUGGACUGCGGUUAUUUGACUAGAACCUUUGAACCUGGAGAUACUCUCUGUUCACCUGCCUGAUAAAUUGGUGCACAGAAAAUUUUCGGCCGCCCCUCCAGCUGGAUGGAGCCUGCCAGCACCCUUGCCCACAUUGCGGGUGGAGGGCCGCUAGUUACAUCCUUCAUGCCCCUCUCCCACCUUUAGAAAGUUUGGUUCUUCUGCGGUCAUUCUUUAUUGUUAAAGGAUGAUUAGGAUUGAUACUGAUAAAGGUCCCAAGGUCAUCACUGGGAAAAUAGUCAGUAGAAGGAGCAAGAGCACUGUGAGACUUCACAGUGACAAAAGUGAAAAUUAGGAUUAGUACAUCCUUUUUACAAAUUGCACUUUGUGGUUUCCUUCCUUCUUCCCUUCUCUUUCUUUUUCUAAGAGCCAAUCAAAGGCUCUGUUGAGCAGUAGCAGCGGUCUACCCCCGUGUCUUAGGAACUAGAAGCAGAGAAAACUGUUUCAUAUAUGAAUCCAGCAAAAGCCAUCCUCAUUCAGGAAGAAAGUAGCUUUUGUGUCACAUGGCACAUCCAUUUCCAUGUCCCUUCCUGCAAUGAGGGCUCCUGACACUGAGGAAAUGCCAGGGCUGGCUGGUCCAGAGCUUGGGGAUCAGAGGUGGAUUCCAACACCAUGUUUCUGUUGCCUCCCUGACCACACAGCCCCUGCUCUGACGUACCCUUGACAAUACCACGCCAGCGUCUGCCUUGGAAAGCGAGACUCUAGACAGACCUGGGCUUUUGGGGGAGUUGUGCAUCUGCUUAAAUUUUCAUAAAACUUACAACAAGUAGCACCUUAUUUUAUGCUUUCCACAGUAACUGCCAAGCUGACUGUCAAAUUCUUCAUAGCCCAUCUGAGUGCUCAGCAAGGUUAGUGAGCUGCACUUGGUUCUCUGAGGACCUGGUGAGAUAUCCCCAGUAAUGUCCCCAGGGAAACCAGGAAGGAGGCCACAUGACCUCAUUUUCAGAGUCAUUUGAUGUUGCUCACUUCCAUUAAUGGGAAGGAAAAUCACAUGUCCCAAUUAUCUAAGCAUUGAGUCACUCAUGACCACUAAAUGUUAGAAUAUUUUGGGUCACCUAAUCAAAGAUUUCUCAGGGUAUUGAUAAUCCAGUAUAGGCUAAUUAUGCACCAGUGCCAAAUACUGUAGCAUUUCAAAUAGGAACUGUUGAAAGAGGGUAUUUACUAUUUGCUAGGUGUCCAGAGACAUCAGCAGAAAGCACCAUGGACACCAUACCAGAGUCACAGGGCUCUAGACCACAAGCGUGGACGCACCUCCCCAGCAGUUAGGGUGAAGACUCUCCAACUGACCAGGUCUCCACUUUCUCAACUAUCAACAGCAAAAGCGCCAGGCUCCUCAGAGACCUCAAAAUGAUCAAGCAGCCUUGGUCUCACGUGCUGACCAGAAUGGACAACCUUGGCACAGCCAAGACGUGCAAAGCUCAGGAUCAGAUGUGGUCCUCUCCACCGUCCACCAUGGGUCUGGCAGCGUAUCCCUCCUCCCUCGCCUCCUGGAGUUUCCAGCCAAGUGAACCACACGUGGAGUUCUGUACCCACCACACUUUGGGCCUCCUGUGCCAACCAGAACAGACCACCAAGCAGUCUUCACUAAGCAGCUAACAGCCUCUAGCACUUUAGUGGCCCCACGACUGUCAGAUGCAUUGCUUGCAAAAAGAAAUGAGAAAAUGGAUUUUUAUGUCAUAGAUAGCAAAUUGACCUGGGUUGGUUUUUUUUUUUGCUAGUUUGGGUCAAAUGUGAAAAACCUCCAGGUUUCUCUCUAGAGAAAGAACUACAGUGGCCUCCUCCUCUCUUGCCUUUCUUUCCCUGCCCACAUCAAAUUCAGUGAACUGAUCCAGCAUCACAUGGGGUACAAGCCAGCCCAGGAACCACGUGCCCUGCCUCCUAGGAGUGGUGAGGCCAGGGUAGGGGCAUGUGGUCUGAGUUCCUUGGCCUGCAGGGGACACUCUAUGUCCUAAGGUACUCUAAGUACCUUCCCAGGGCUUUCAGGCUUCAACUCUGCCUUAAGUCUGACAAGGCCAGACUGAAGGUCUGUGAGUGCUGGCCUCUUCCUGGUAAAGUUGUCACUUUUGGAAAAUCCGCUCUUUUAAAGGCACAGCCAGUUGCUUUUCUAGGCCUAAAACAAAAUGUACCUCACGAUGGACAAAUGCCGCUUAGCACCCGUUCUGGUGAGUCAACAGCAUUAUUCAUGUCCAGUGCCACUAUUUCCUACACUGAGUAGGAAAAGGAUUGUGUCAAUAGCUGCGCCUUAAAUACUGUGAUGAGUCUUUUUAAAUAUCCUAAUGCGGAUAGUUGACUAACUUCCGAUCACGCAUCUAAUAACGAGCAUCUGGAAUCUUUGAAGUCAGUGUUAAUGGCUGCGUACGUUAAAAGCCUGGCUCGUGAACGUGCAAGAAACAACUGACAGGCAACUGCUCACGUGUAUGUCCUGCCCCAAGCUGGCCAUUUCUCCUGAGCCAGGCAAUUUAUACCACUGUGCAAAUCCACCCCCUUUGCCAUACUUCAUAUGUAAGUCUGUCUGUCCUCUCUUCUGCCACCCAGGCUUUCUUAGACCCGUUAGGGGUCACCGACUUCAUACCACAGUGUUUUGAUCAAGACCAUCACCUAUUCCUGUUUAGCUAACAGCUAUCUGCUCUUCAGGGAAUAAUUACUGAUAGAUUAUUACCAAAGAACUUUAGGAACCUGAACUAUUCUGAUGGAAAUUAUUUGCACCUACUGGCUCUCUGGUAGCUUCUGGAUGGCCCAACCCAAAGCACACAGCAGAGGCCACAGACCCCCGAGUCUCCCAUUUGUCAUUUCCAGUAUCAUAGCCAAAUUUCUUCUUGGUGUCAUUGUAACACCCUCUGGGAUCCACAGUGCCAUUAUGCUGAGCCCCUAGCGGGGAGGGUUUCACAGGCACAUGAGGACGAGCAAGGACUGGCUUGAUUUCUUGCCACCUGCUCACCGCUGUUCUAGGUGCCUUAUUCUCUCCAAGCACUUGGGGACUUUCUGUCCUUUGCCUUCUAUGUAAACAGAGCAGUUCCAAGUAGGAAUUGUGGAGCUGGCUCCGGUGUCCUUUCCGACCUCACAGUUCUAUCCAGGUAUGGGGGCACCCAAGACCUCAGGAAUCCAGGAUGUGCAGAGAGGGCAAAGGUAAUUUUUCUAGUCACAUUAACUGAUUGGUUCCAGACAAUUAGAAAAUGGCUAUAACAUAACCUUAAUUUUUUAAAUCUUGGGUCUUCAUUUUCCUAUUAGGAGAUUGAACUGACAGUAUGUAUUGAUUUAUAUCCUGAAUUUUAUGGGAACUUACAUGUUUGGAAUGUCCUACUGUAAGACUGAUGAAUGUAAAGACUUAAUUUCAGGGUAUAGUUUUGCCUUAAUGGUUUUAAAAAAUAAACUGUUUUAAAAACUUA
Messenger RNA from Castor canadensis (American beaver), 6287 nucleotides. It is a transcript of the gene Ppara, whose product is annotated as peroxisome proliferator activated receptor alpha. Gene Ontology annotation, molecular function: nuclear receptor activity; zinc ion binding; RNA polymerase II cis-regulatory region sequence-specific DNA binding. The record is from RefSeq and is a predicted model, not a curated record. NCBI's taxonomy places the organism in Eukaryota, Metazoa, Chordata, Mammalia, Rodentia, Castoridae. Gene Ontology annotation, cellular component: nucleus. Gene Ontology annotation, biological process: negative regulation of inflammatory response; positive regulation of transcription by RNA polymerase II; negative regulation of transcription by RNA polymerase II.